This is a messenger RNA of Leucoraja erinaceus (little skate), 1265 nucleotides long. RefSeq names its product endoplasmic reticulum resident protein 29-like. NCBI's taxonomy places the organism in Eukaryota, Metazoa, Chordata, Chondrichthyes, Rajiformes, Rajidae. Bases 49 to 813 code for a protein of 254 amino acids. Gene Ontology annotation, biological process: protein secretion. Gene Ontology annotation, cellular component: endoplasmic reticulum; endoplasmic reticulum lumen. The record is from RefSeq and is a predicted model, not a curated record. The transcript is spliced from 3 exons.
UCCCAGCUGCGAGGAUCACAUGGUGCCGAGUGUGAAAGGGGAUGAACGAUGGCGGAUGCCGGCAGCUCCUCUCUGCUCCUCCUGCUCACCGCGUUCCUGCACCUUUCUGUCCCCGCCGGUGCCCUGCACACGGUCGGCUCCGUGCCUCUGGACACAGUCACGUUUUACAAGGUCAUCCCCAAACUGAAGUAUGCCCUGGUAAAGAUUGACACGCAGUAUCCGUAUGGAGAGAAGCAAGAUGAGUUUAAGAAAUUGGUGGAAAACUCUGCUUCCAGCAAGGAACUCUUGGUGGCUGAAGUGGGAAUAUCAGAUUAUGGCGAUAAGGAAAAUUCUGAACUUGGGGAGAAAUAUAAAGUGGAAAAAGAUGACUUUCCGGUCUACCUGCUGUUCAUCGAUGGGGAUUUGGAGACUCCGGCCCGGUUUACCGGAGAGAUUAAGCAGGAAGGCAUUCAGCAGUGGUUGAAGACUAAAGGUGUGUGGGUGGGGAUGCUCGGCUGCCUGGAGGCGUUCGAUUUCCUUGCCCAGGAUUUUAGCAGCACGAGGAGCGUGGAAGAACGGCAGAAGAUCAUGGGGAAGGCAAAGAACAGGAUGGAAAAGCUGCCGGAGUCCGAUCAGAAACUGGGGGAGCAGUACCACAAAAUCAUGAGCAAGAUGCUGGCGCAAGGCGACCCGUUUGUUAGCUCGGAGAUCGCGCGGAUCGGCAAACUGCUGGAAGAGAGCAAGAUGAGCUCAGCGAAGAAGGUGGAGUUCCAGAAGCGGCAGAACAUCCUGAGCUCGUUCCAGAUACCAAACUCACCAAGAGAGGAUUUGUGAGGGGGGUGGUUGUGGUGGUGGUGGUGGAUGGGGAAAUCCAUUUUAACCGGGGAAAAAAGCUUCCUACCGUAAGCCAUGUUACUGCUAAGGUGAUCAGGAAAGAGAGCACCUGCCUUCUGCACAUCUCCCUUUCCUGAUCGUUGCGAUCUAACAGCUCAUUUUCAGCUGCCACCUAGCAUCGCCCACUGGAUAUACAACAGGAUUCAGAUUCAGAUUCAAUUUUAAUUGUCAUUGCCAGUACAGAGACAACGAAAUGCAUUUAGCAUCUCCCUGGAAGAGCGACAUAGCAAACGAUUUGAAUAAAUAAUAAUAAGUGUCCGGGGGGGGUGGUGAUUGGCAGUACGUUGUUGAUGAGCAACGGUGAGAUAGAUAAAUAUCACCCCUUGUGCGGCCCAACCUCACUCCCAGCUCUUGGUGUUGGACCGUGGAAGCCAGUUGUGCCAUGAUCCAUU